Molecule: messenger RNA, 1416 nt
Organism: Gongylonema pulchrum
Lineage: Eukaryota; Metazoa; Nematoda; Chromadorea; Rhabditida; Gongylonematidae
Source: the annotation of a GenBank genome assembly
AUGGUGGUGUGUGUUGCGGCGGAUCCGGCCGAAUUAGCGACAUGUUUCUGGGCAUCAUCCGAUUUGACUGCAGGCUGGGCGCUAAAAUCGCAAGCCCGAAUAUUGAAGACUUUAAGACACCCAAAUGUUUUGGCUUAUUUGGAUAGUGUCGAAGCUAUGACAUCUGUUUUGUCAUCGUUUUUUUCGCGUGAUCCAAAAGCAACAUUUCCGUACGAAUUGCCGGAAACCAGUUUUUUCAGCUUCGAUGGCAUAUCGGUUGGUAAAAGCUUCAAAAAGGCGGAUCCGGCCGAAUUAGCAACAUGUUUCUGGGCAUCAUCCGAUUUGACUGCAGGCUGGGCACUAAAAUCGCAAGCCCGAAUAUUGAAAACUUUAAGACAUCCGAAUAUGAACGGUAUGUUUUAUCUGAUCACCGAAGCUUGUGCGCCGUUAAAAACAUACAUAGAUGAGAGCAAAUUAAUUGGCAAACAAAAAAAUUAUGUGGUCUCAUGGGGACUUUUUCAGCUUAUGAAUUGCUUAAAAUUUCUGCAUCAAGAAGCGAAAUUAAGCCAUGAAAAUGUUCGGCAUUCCGUUUAUGUUACAGAAGGUGGUGAUUGGAAACUUGGUGUAUUAGUUCAGUCUUUUUUCUCUAAGAUCGAAGAUCAUUACGUAACUUGGAGUUGCUUAUUUUCAGAGCUUCGGCGUACGGAUGGUUUUUUCAAGAAUCGUUACGUUGAUACAUUGCUGUUUUUGGAUGAAUUUCAACUGAAGGAUGCGCAUGAGAAGCAGAUAUUUUUUACGAAAUUGAAGGAUGAUUUGGAAAUUUUCCCGAGCAACAUUGCGAAGUAUCGAAUUCUUCCGAAAGUGAUACAUAGUUAUGAAUAUGGAGAUGCUGGUUCGUUCGUGCUCGUGCCACUUUUUCAACUGGGACAUCUUCUUGAUGAGGAGGAGUAUCAGCGUCGUGUUGUGCCUUGCCUAUGUAAACUGUUCAGUUCACCGGAUCGAGUAACACGGGUUAAACUGCUUGAGCAUAUCGAUGAAAUUGCUCCUCAUUUAACACCACAAAUUGUUAAUGAAAAGAUUUAUGGAAAUCUUUCGUCUGGUUUUGCGGAUACCAGCCCGGUGGUACGAGAAAGCACAAUCAAAGCUAUCGUGUCGUUGGCCGAUAAGCUGAAUAAUAGCAAUUUGAAUACCGAUUUGAUGCGACAUUUAGCACGAUUACAAGAUCGUGGUUUUUUGAGUAUAUUUUAUAGAAAUCUUUCGUCUGGUUUUGCGGAUACCAGCCCGGUAGUGCGAGAGAGCACAAUCAAAGCCAUCGUAUCGUUGGCCGAUAAGCUGAAUAAUAGCAAUUUGAAUACCGAUUUGAUGCGACAUUUAGCACGUUUACAAGGUAAUUUCGUACAGUAUGAUCUGAACGUGACUAUGAUCAUCCAUGGAUAA